This is a messenger RNA of Adineta steineri, 600 nucleotides long. Lineage: Eukaryota; Metazoa; Rotifera; Eurotatoria; Adinetida; Adinetidae. The record is from the annotation of a GenBank genome assembly.
AUGCGAUGGUUUCUUGAAAGUCAAACAAAUCCACAAAUUCUCAUUUCUAAUAUUGCAUGUAACGGUGUGGCAAUAGACAAAGGUGGGUCUAUUUAUGUUUCUGAUUGGAUGAAGUCUGAAGUGAGACCAUGGAAAGAAGGAGACACAGAUGGAACACUAGUUGCUGGUGGCAAUGGCAGAGGAGAUCUUCGAAAUCAACUCAGUAUUCCUUACGAUCUCUUCGUCGAUGAAGAUUAUUCUGUUUAUGUAGCCGAUGCUAUGAAUCAUCGCGCAAUGAAAUGGAAAAAGGAUGCAAAAGAAGGAAUUAUUGUUGCUGGUGGAAAUGGACAAGGAAAUGCUCUCGGCCAAUUAGAUUAUCCUAGUGGACUGGUUGUUGAUAAUUUGGGUCAAAUAGUUAUUGCAGACUCUUCUAAUGAUCGAGUAAUGCAAUGGUUCGAGGGAGAUACAAAAGGCUCAAUUGUUGUUGGUGGAAAUGGUCAAGGAGAAGAAUCAAAUCAGUUAUAUUAUCCCACAGAUGUGUCAUUUGAUGUUGAAGGAAAUCUAUAUGUUGCUGACUCUGGUAAUCAUCGAAUUCAAAAAUAUGAACGAUAUAUUGAAUAA